AUGGGCUUCUUUGCCUCUCGUCUCCUGCGUAUCCAGCAAGUCUCGCAGAGCACCCGUGCUGCUUCGAACCCAUCGACGACCCAUGUGAGCGGCACGCUCUUUGGAGUCGGCCUGUUGGUGAUGGCCGGCAUCGCCAUUGCGACUGGAUACAGCACCCAAAAGCUGCAACAAGAUCUGAACGACAAUCAAGAGACGCUGCGACGCAUGGCAGAGGCCACAGAGCUGAAGAUUCUGGAGCUGGAGCGCAGAAUCGACGAGCUGUCGAAGCCGGCGACUCCACGAACCGUCGAAACCAAGUCGUCGAGGUAA
Molecule: messenger RNA, 309 nt
Organism: Polychytrium aggregatum
Lineage: Eukaryota; Fungi; Chytridiomycota; Chytridiomycetes; Polychytriales
Exons: 2
Coding region: 1-309 (102 amino acids)
Source: RefSeq, a predicted model, not a curated record